CUUCGGUGCAUCCUCACUGAUGUUUACAGCCAGUGUCAACCAAGUGCGAAAGAACUUUCUGGGUGGAUCGAGUUGUGACCAUUUUUCAAGCAUUAGGGUUUCAAUGGUGUGAAGCACCCACUAAAAAACAUGCUGGAUCUACGAUCAACCCAACAAUGUGAAAAACCCGGUGUCUCCAACAAAUUCCAUGAUGGACUCGGUUAUGACAACAACAACCGCAAUAAGUCAUAAGGGAAGGCUCAAGGCGAUGCAUUGACAAGAAAAACGUUCAGCAUUAAGACGACGAUCAUUCACGCUUCCCUCGAACUCCUCGAUUUGCACAUCCGACGCCAUUUGUCUGCGUCACUUCCAAGCCUCUGUUUGAUCCAAUCUUUCUCUAUGCAAUGCGUGUGGACAAGCAUUACCUUGUCCACAACGUCUUUGGAUUCCGAAGACCGGACGCAUACAUCCAUACACACGUACGAUCUGCCGACAUACCAUUGAAUUACAAUAGCCGAGCAUCGUGGACCGCCUUUUUCGAGCUCCUGGCGUAUCUUGUUACCUGUCUGAAAGAACAGAGGCUGUUACUUGGAAACCGUCACCCAAGAAAGUACUGGCCUUCUUCCCGUCGGUGAUGAUGAUCUUGGCAUGAAUAUCUUGCCAGGAAUUAUUCAACCAAUAUUCCAAGCUAGGAUCACAAAGGACACA
Radiomyces spectabilis is the source of this 687-nucleotide messenger RNA. RefSeq lists its product as uncharacterized. The coding region runs from base 384 to 614 and encodes 76 amino acids. The record is from RefSeq and is a predicted model, not a curated record. NCBI's taxonomy places the organism in Eukaryota, Fungi, Mucoromycota, Mucoromycetes, Mucorales, Radiomycetaceae. The transcript has a single exon.